AUGGAUAACCAAGAAAUGCACAAUCUCAGCGAAGAAAUCACGGAUUGUUUAGCUGGGUACAUUACUCAUCAGCAAAACUUGAAUCGUCUUCUGAAGUUGGCACAUCGCAAUAACCUACUCAAAACUGAUUACGUUGUGGAAACUAGACUUUCGAUGGAUGACCCAGUUUUGCCGAACUUCCUGUUCACCACUCCGCUCCCAAUGACAUUUGCUGAAGAGCGAGCAAGAGACUGUAUGGGAUAUGAUUUGGAGACCAAUAUCAUCGAAACAUUCGAACAGAGCGGGGUGCAAACACCAAGAGCCGCGGCGACACUGUCCAGUUUCCGGAGACGUCUCGAGAAUCUUUCUCUUGCCAAUUAUGAAGCACCAAGGCUUGAACCGGAACCGGACAUGUUCAGUUCAAUUGAAGAUACGUCGCGCGAACUUCCACUCGGGAACUCUGCUCCCCUUCAAAUCCGCGCCGCCCCACAGCAAGGAAUUAUUCAGGAUUUGCCGGAAACAAUUGGAAAUAACAUUCGCGAGGAGGCAACUGCACCAACAAGAGCCACAGCACCGACCAAUUUUCCCGUUCAGCGUAUGACGUUCUACGAACUAGCUCCGUUCGCAGAGCAAGGCGAAUGUAACAGAAUUCUUGCCGUAUGCAACUAUAACAUCGGACCCGCCUUGAAUAGACUUAAGGAAGACCAUCUGGUGCAAUUGGGACUGGUCAGCUCUCGUCAAGAAGCCAUUGACGCUCUCCUGGAUCAUAGCUACGAUCUCGGCCUAGCUGCCGAUUCUCUACUCCAGUGA
Caenorhabditis briggsae is the source of this 789-nucleotide messenger RNA. The transcript has 3 exons. Lineage: Eukaryota; Metazoa; Nematoda; Chromadorea; Rhabditida; Rhabditidae. The record is from RefSeq and is a predicted model, not a curated record. Bases 1 to 789 code for a protein of 262 amino acids.